Molecule: messenger RNA, 2439 nt
Organism: Anopheles funestus (African malaria mosquito)
Lineage: Eukaryota; Metazoa; Arthropoda; Insecta; Diptera; Culicidae
Exons: 5
Coding region: 766-1749 (327 amino acids)
Source: RefSeq, a predicted model, not a curated record
CGGAUUCUAUGUAUUAAACAAAUGUAAUUUAAAUUUGUUAAUCGUAUUGCGAUUUUAUUUUUGUGAAUGUCAACACCUCCAAACAAUGCUUCUUUCCAAACCAAAACAAAUGCUGCAUUUUCCAUCGAUGCAUUGAGUGACUCCACAAAGAGAAGAGCAAUGAUCCUGUCGCUAAUAUGUUGAGAACUUCACCGCUCAUGUUUCCAUUGACGGUAGAGAGGAAUUAUUCUCCUAUUUCGUGAUUUUGCGAAGUGCCAAACACCGAAAACAUCACGACACGAACCGAAGGGCCGAGUGCAACAUCGAUGGCUGCGUGAGUGCCUCGUGUGUACGCAGUCCGGGAAAUCUGAGUCAUUCAUAUUUCAUUCGUCAGUUUUGUCUGAUCCGUGGUGCAGAAAGGACAUGUGCUGGAUUGUGCUCGAACGCUCGCGACUUCUCAGAAAUAUCGUCCCACGGCAUGUUGAUCGCUUGCUUACCUCCCCAUGCGUGAUUCGUGGUGCCUGCUCGGAAGGUUCCUGUGUAACAUAAAGUAGGUCCUGUUUAUGACAAAUGACCGCAUAGUGAUGUAUAAAUACGUUGUGCAUCUAAUAAACGCAUAAACGUUGAAGUGAUUACGAGCAAAAAACAGCCAACCAGUGCAUAUUUGACAAAGAUAAAAUAAAAAAACCGAAAAAUGUCACCCAAAGUGACAUAGUGAAAUAUUGAAGUGCUAUGUAUCGAAGUGACGCGAAGAAAGUUGAUGAAAAUUGAAAGCGAGCUAAAUUGAUGUUCGAAUCGCAACAGGAAACGGAUACAAUGCUGCUGAUGUUGAACAGUUGGAUCGGACUCCUCCUUGGAAUCCUCUCGAUUUCAGCAUCUCUCGGUCUCAAACUCAAAUCGGUACGAAUACCACCGUACAAGCAUCGCCUCGAGUCAGCCCUUCUCGAAUGUCACUACGAGCUUAACGGUCAACGUAAAGGGCACAGUUCACUAGAUGGCACUAAUCGACGACAUCAUGCCUAUCAGAACGACUAUCUCAGUGAACGGUUCGACGAGGAGGAAAGGCUCUACUCCAUCAAAUGGUACAAAGACAACGAGGAGUUCUAUCGGUACGUGCCGUCUGCUCCGCAACCGAUUAAGAGUUACAAAAUCGAGGGCAUCGCGGUCGAUCCCAACCAUUCGGAUGGUACGAAGGUGUUGCUGCGAAGGUUAACACUUAAAUCUUCCGGCGUCUAUCGAUGUGAGAUCUCGGCGGAAGCGCCCAACUUCGAUUCGGUGCAAGGCGAAGGUCGAAUGGAUGUGAUAAUUCUUCCAAAGGAUGGUCCACACAUAAGCGAAAGUGAGCGAAAAAGUUACCACAACGGGGAAACGAUGGAGUUAAACUGUACGUCUGGUCGCUCAUAUCCGGCUUCAAAUCUCCAAUGGUACCUGAACGAUGUGCUCGUUACAGAUCCUAACAACAUUAUUCACUAUCCUUCGUUUCAAAAUCAACAUGGGUUGAUAACUACCUUUCUUGGCUUGAGUAUAGUCGUCAACAAUCGGCACUACAUCGAUGGUACGAUACGGAUCAAGUGUAUGGCAAGCUUAUCGCCCGUCUUAUGGCGCGGUGGACAGGAGAGCAUCGUCCAGUGGGAGCAACCAACCAUCGACAAUCGUGUUGCCAUGCUUUUGGUGAAAAGUUCCGGUAACGUUCAAAGCUGGAAUAUUUGUAUCGUAUUAGUAAGUUUGUUACUUUACCUACAAAGCACGCUACUCCCACGAGUAGCGUAAAAGAAAGAUUUGUGUUACUGAGCAAAGCAACUGUGUACAUUAAAAUCAUAAUUAGUGAUAACUAGCGCAACUUUAAUUUACUGUAAACUGUAAACCCAUCAGCAACACUCACAGCAAAUCCCUGUUAGAAACGAUUAGUAAAGUGAGGAACUAAAAAAUGGCAAAAUCUUUCACAAGAGCUUAUUGUAACGAAACAUUAAAAAGAAAAACGUUAUACCCUACCGUUUCCGAGGGAUCGUUCUAAAAGUUUUCCCGACAUCCGAAUGCUGUGUUAAACAAUCUAUAUCGAAACAACUUUGUAAAUAACUUGUUUGAAACUUAUGAGUUGACUAUUGUGAAAGUACUGCAAAGUACUACCAAAGCUUAAGGGAUAUCGAAGAUAUGAGCUGAGAAGAGCGUUUGUUUGCACGUAUAGUACGUAGAUCUCGUUUCACACUAUUGUGGUGCAAUCAAAUCAACCGAAAAAAAACCGGCAGCCGUAAGCGGAACAAUAAUCUACAUAAUGUUCAGAUAGAAUACAGUAGAACAAAACAAUUCAAAAUAGUAAGUGGUCGCUGAUGAUGACGGCACAAGUAAUCGCGAAGAAAAUCAAUAUCAGAUUUUCCAUUUUCGCAACAAAUGAAAAAAAAAACUAACAAGAUGAAAUGAAUAAACUUGUUUAUGGAAAAAUAAAGCCAUGUAUAUUGAGUA